AUGUCCGAUCCAUCCAGCUCGUCAAUCGGCGCGCUAGGCAGUGCACCUUCCGCCAGCCAAACCAAAUACGCCAGCCUGCCCGACGUCGACACAUCAGCACCGGACGUGUACGAGUACCAAGGACCCAACCGCGAUCCGACCCGCGUCGGUCGACAGCGAUCACGACAGCAGCGCAGCGAUGGUCAAGAUACCGGCUCGGAUUCUUACAGCGACGACUCGGACCAUAGUGCCAAUCGCAAGCAUGCUGGAGAUGGCAAAGCAGGAGCGUCCAAUGAUAUCGACGGCUCGUCGUUGAGGCGCAACGAUGCAGCUGCCAAGUUUGACGGUGCCACCGCGUUGGAUGUGGAUAGAGCAGACUUCUCAGGCCGACUGCAUGGGAGGAGGAGAGGAACGAGAAAGACGGUUGCGACGCGGCCCAGAGAUGCGGGGCUCGAGACGACGACGUAUUCGUUGGACGGGGAAGCCGCGAGGGGUGCAGAGUCGGUAGUGGAUCGUCUGCGAAGGCUCAAGUUUGAAGCGAGUCAGUUGGAGGAGGAGUUGAAUGCCGCUGCUGCUGCGUCAUCCAACGGCGAAGACGCAACGAAGAAGGAGGCAGGGACACAAGUCGGGGAAAACGCCGAAGUGUUGGAUCAGCUCAAGCUUCUUCAGGAGCAACUGGCCACCCUGCCGACAUCUUCCGUCAAGACAGUUGACGAGACCCAAGCCGACAAGGUGAACAUCCGGGCGUUGCUCCAGCAAGUCAAACAGUCAUCAUCAAUUUCAAAGACUGCUGCGACUUCUUCAGUUCCAGCAGCAUCCGGAGCAAGCACCAGCACCACUGACAUGGUUCAAUUGGAGGCACGCCUAUCGGAACUCGAAUCGACGCUUGGACUCGAAGAAGCUUUACUAGACGAGUCCAAACCCGUCCCUCGCCCAGUACUAUCCACAUUGUCUCGGCUGGAACACCAGCUGUCGCUGCUCUCACAACCUCGUCAUCUAGAUGCCAUCAGUCGACGCGUCAAAGUGCUCGUCACAGAACUGGAUCGCGUACACGACGUGCGUCGAAAACUCGGCACCAAUGCGGAAGCCACCAAAGAUACCGACUCGAGCUCGACGCUCACGCCUGCCGAACUCACCAAGCUCCAGCAGCUCUUUGACGUCUCUACACGUCUCGAACCACUGCUACCCAUCGUACCUUCCGUGCUGACGCGUCUGCAGACGCUCUCCGACCUCCACUCGUCCGCCUCGCAUUUCGCCAGCACACUGCAGGAGCUGGAGGAGGCCAACGAAGAACGCCAGCAACAGGGCGAGCAACUCGAUGCAUUAUUGCAAAAGAUGGAGGUGAACAUGGAGCAGAACAGGAAGACGGUGGAGGCGAAUCUGAAUUCGUUGCAGAGCAGGAUCGAGGAUGUUGCGGGUCGAAAAAGAUCGGCAAAGCGCGGCUUCGGCUUGGUCGGGAAAGAGAGAGUUGGAGGACCCUUGAAACCGCGGUUCGCCGUUGGAUAA
Messenger RNA from Pseudozyma hubeiensis SY62, 1485 nucleotides. RefSeq lists its product as hypothetical. Gene Ontology annotation, biological process: mitotic spindle organization. Gene Ontology annotation, cellular component: cytoplasm; dynactin complex. The transcript is spliced from 2 exons. Lineage: Eukaryota; Fungi; Basidiomycota; Ustilaginomycetes; Ustilaginales; Ustilaginaceae. The coding region runs from base 1 to 1485 and encodes 494 amino acids. The record is from RefSeq and is a predicted model, not a curated record.